Aspergillus fischeri NRRL 181 is the source of this 1083-nucleotide messenger RNA. RefSeq names its product Gfo/Idh/MocA family protein. Gene Ontology annotation, molecular function: nucleotide binding; oxidoreductase activity. The record is from RefSeq and is a predicted model, not a curated record. NCBI's taxonomy places the organism in Eukaryota, Fungi, Ascomycota, Eurotiomycetes, Eurotiales, Aspergillaceae. Gene Ontology annotation, biological process: NADPH regeneration. The coding region runs from base 1 to 1083 and encodes 360 amino acids. The transcript is spliced from 4 exons. Gene Ontology annotation, cellular component: cytoplasm.
AUGUCUGUCGGAGUGGCUAUCAUUGGAAGCGGCAUCUUCGCUCGCGAAGAGCAUCUGCCUGCAGUCCAAGCAGCAAAGGACUUUCAGCUGAAAGCCAUCUAUUCCCGCUCCCUCAAAUCAGCUCAGGACCUCGCAAGCGGGACUACGCGCGUUGACCUCUACUCCGAGGACUCUGGCCCAGGAAAGGGUUACGCCGAUUUACUCGCCCGCGAGGACAUCGCGGCGGUUCUCAUCGCUCUCCCCAUCCUGGUCCAGCCGGAUUUCAUCCGCAAGGCCCUGACGGCAGGAAAGCACGUCCUGUCCGAGAAACCGAUUGCCAAGGACAUUGCCACGGCGCGCAACCUACUACAGUGGUACCAUGCAAACAUUGACACCAGCAAGACUCUCUGGGCCGUUGCAGAGAACUUCCGGUACAUGACCAAGUUCCUACGCACGGCCGAGGAGGUGCAGAAGCUGGGGCGAGUCAAGAAUUUCCGGGUGAAUUCUCACGCGCUGAUCUCGACGGGCUCGAAGUAUUUUAGUAAGUUAUAUCUACUUUGCUAUGUCUUUUCAUCUAUUGCGUUGUCUGACGAAGCAGAAACCGCGUGGCGCCAAACACCAGGAUACCAGGGUGGAUUCAUCCUCGACGGCGGAGUCCAUAUCAUAGCAGCUCUACGAUUGAUUCUCGGGUCGAACGAUCCCGUCGCUACGAUAUCCGCGCAGUCCUGUCUCCAGCAGCAGCAUCUUCUUCCUCUGGACACGGUGAACGCGGUGAUGAAGACCAAAUCUGGCGCUACGGGUGUGCUGUCCUUGUCGUACGGAUCAGCCUUUAAUGACUCUGUUUUCGAGUUUGACUGCGAGGGGGGCGUGGUCGCCUUGAACUUUGACACGCUCACAAUUAAAGACGAGAGCAAUGAGCUCGCCUUUGACGGACGAGGCGUUAGCCGUGAGGUCGCUGUAUUUGCUACGACGAUUGCCAGCGGUGGUUCUGUCGACAAGCGACAGAGCCCGGAAGAGGCAUUGGCGGAUUUGGAGAUUAUGGAGAAGAUGCUGACCAGUGGUGAGAGAGACGGCGAGAGACAGACCGUGGAAUUACAAGUGUAG